Messenger RNA from Trypanosoma grayi, 753 nucleotides. RefSeq names its product putative proteasome alpha 1 subunit. Bases 1 to 753 code for a protein of 250 amino acids. The transcript has a single exon. Gene Ontology annotation, cellular component: cytosol; proteasome core complex; proteasome core complex, alpha-subunit complex. The record is from RefSeq and is a predicted model, not a curated record. NCBI's taxonomy places the organism in Eukaryota, Euglenozoa, Kinetoplastea, Trypanosomatida, Trypanosomatidae. Gene Ontology annotation, biological process: ubiquitin-dependent protein catabolic process.
AUGAGCCGCGCAGGAUUCGACAAGUAUAUCACGGUGUUCAGCCCGGAGGGGUCGCUGUAUCAGGUCGAGUAUGCCUUCAAGGCUGUGACGUACGCGGGUCUUCUCACGGUGGCUAUCCGCUGCAAGGACGCUGUCCUCGUCUUCACGCAGCACAACGUCCCGGACAGGUUGAUGCGCCCCGAGACCAUUGCCUCGCUCUAUAACAUCAACGAUGAAAUUGGCGCCUGCGUCACAGGACGCGCCCCUGAUGGAAAGGCGUUGGUGCAGAAGGCCCGCCAAGAGGCAUCCGAGUACAAGUACCACUACGGUGUGUCCGUUCCCGUUAGCGUGCUCGCCAAGCGCAUGGCGGACAAGGCGCAGGUGCGGACGCAACAGGCGGGUUUGCGCCUGAUGGGCGUCACGAUGACAUUCCUCGGCAUGGAGCAGAGGGACGAGGACGGCACGUGGCUGCCGCAGAUCUACUGUGUGGAUCCCGCGGGGUGGUGCGGCAGCUUCCACGCCUGUGCCAUCGGCAAGAAACAGAUUGAAGCCAACGCGUUCCUUGAAAAGAAACAGAAGAAUGAACCCUUCCAUACACUCUCCCAGAAGGACGCUGCCAUGAUUGCGCUUGCGGCACUGCAGAGUGCCCUUGGUGAGUCCCUGAAGGCCACAGAUUUGGAAGUGGGACGAUGCAGUAUGGCCAAGCACAACUUCUGUCGUGUCCCUGAUCAAGAAGUGGAGGAAUGGCUGACGGCUCUGUCAGAGGCGGACUGA